UUGCAUAAACUUAGGCGCAAAAAUAUCAAAUACAACGCUGAGCAACCAAAUUCCUCUUAUCGCUCAACACGAAACCGCAAAAAAUCAAAAUAUAAACUUGCAUACAUGUUGUUGUACUUGUAUGUUGCGAUGUUGUAAUCUUCUUAAUGAAAUGUUAUAUUUACAAAUCACUCAACUGUCUGUCAAGCGAAGGAAAACAACUAUUUUCUAGCUAUCAUCGUGGUUAAUUUUAUUAUAUUAAAAUAACAAAAAAUAUUGUUUAUGUGACGUGAUUAAAGUCAGUUAGUUUCAUUCUAUUAAUAAAAAAAUAUUGUUUUUUUUCGCCGUCAUUAUCAAAAUAAAUGUUUCUGGCAUAAAUUGUUGUAAUGGAUACGAAACUAACUGCCAAAACAGCCGAAGUGAUACAUUUGGGCGCUACAACCAAAACUAUUUUCCAGGAUGCGGAAACGCAAAAUCUAGCAACGGAGCAUAAAAUUGAUAAUAAUGACAGAAGUGGCAAUAAUGCUAAUAAUGACAAUAAUAGCAACAAUAGCAACAAUGGCUACGAUAUUGUCGAAACGGAUAAUGAACCUGAAGCAUACCCGAUUGUGAAGCGUCCCACUAAAUCGGAGCUGGGACGUAUGAACAGUUUAGAUUAUGCAGGAAAUAAAAAUGUAGUGGAAGGUUUGAUGGACAUUGCACUAUUGUCAGCGAACGCUAAUCAGUUGCGGUUUUUACUUACAUACAAUAACAAAGCGCCUACCUUUUAUAUCAGUCUGGGGCUAGUGAGUGUCUCUUUAGUGCUGCAGGUUGUUGUAGGUCUGGCGCUAAUCUUUAAGCGUCACAUGAAGAAGAACGAUCGACGUUAUAUCUACAUUAAGGAGCUGCUGAUUUUUGGCAUAUUUAUUAUAACUGUAGUGAAUGUACUGAUUGCUGCAUUUACCACAACCGAAAGCGAUGACAAACCAUAGGCGGUCCGAUUGAUCAAAUAACACCAAAUAACAAAGUAUAAUGAAAUUUUUUAGAAACUAAAAAGACUAAUAAAGACUGCUGUUAAAAGUUGA
Bactrocera neohumeralis is the source of this 1043-nucleotide messenger RNA. Its product is annotated as ninjurin-B. The record is from RefSeq and is a predicted model, not a curated record. Gene Ontology annotation, biological process: cell adhesion; tissue regeneration. Lineage: Eukaryota; Metazoa; Arthropoda; Insecta; Diptera; Tephritidae. Bases 366 to 950 code for a protein of 194 amino acids. The transcript has 3 exons. Gene Ontology annotation, cellular component: membrane.